Molecule: messenger RNA, 2117 nt
Organism: Tarenaya hassleriana
Lineage: Eukaryota; Viridiplantae; Streptophyta; Magnoliopsida; Brassicales; Cleomaceae
Product: U-box domain-containing protein 41-like
Exons: 1
Coding region: 352-1974 (540 amino acids)
Biological process (GO): protein ubiquitination
Cellular component (GO): cytoplasm; nucleus
Molecular function (GO): ubiquitin-protein transferase activity; protein binding
Source: RefSeq, a predicted model, not a curated record
UAGUAAUAACACAGAUAAUCGUUAUACCAUUUAUGAAAUUUAUCAUAUGGUCUUAAUUUAAUCUAGAAAAACGACGAUAUUUAUCUAUUUUUAUCAUAUAUCUAUGUAUAUGAGUAAUAAGUAGAACAAAGAGAAAUUAUUUCAAAAGAAAAAACUCACCGAGCUAUCAAGACUCGAUCAACGACGUAAAAUUCAUCCGAUUAACGCCAGAGUUGAGGUCAAAACUCAUAUAACCUUCUUCUUCUUUUUCCUGGUCCCAAAAUCCCGAUUCAGUUUCACCAUAAUCCCAAUUUUCUCCAGAGUUUUGGGGUUUGAUUUUGUUUCUCUGUUUAGGGUUUUGGUGAUUCUGUAAUGGGUGGUACUGGAAGACACGGAUUGCACUUCUUCCACCAACGCUCCGCCUCCGCCAAUGCCUCGACUAUGCCGGAGCACCACCGCGUCGGCGACGAAACUCCGCCGGAAUUUCUAUGCCCCAUCACCGGGUUCUUGAUGUCGGAUCCAGUUGUCGUCGCCUCCGGUCAAACCUUCGAGCGUAUCUCCGUUCAGGUCAGUCGGAACCUCGGGUUCGUACCGCAACUCCUCGACGGGACCCUGCCCGAUUUCUCCAAUGUUAUACCCAACCUCGCCAUGAAAUCCACCAUACUCAAAUGGUGCGACAAGACACAGAAGGAGCACCCACGCCCACCGGAUUACGCGUACGUGGAAGGCGUGAUUCGUGCUCGGAUGGAUUCCGGUUCGGGUGCUCGGGUCUCGCAGCCGGAGAUUUUGCCGCCAGUGGCUGAGAACACGCCGUCGGAUUAUGAUGCUGUGAUGGAGGCGAUCCGAGCUCGGUCCAGGAAUUCCAUGUCGUCGAGCACUUCCCUUGGGUCGGUGACCGUUGGUCACCCGUCCCGACCGGUGAGUCAUUCCAUGUAUUCUACUUCUUCGUCGUCCGAUGUGUUUCCCAGAGCUGAGAGUCCAUUCCGAAACCCUAGUUCCUUCUCUUCCUCUGAUCACUCAUAUUCGGCGCCGAUGUCGCCAGAAGAAGAAGAGAUCUGCAACAAACUGAGAAGCACUGACAUAUUUGACCACGAACAAGGACUGAUUCUGCUCAGGAAGAUGACGAGGUCCGGCGACGACGCUAGGGUUUCGCUCUGCACAGACAGGAUCCUCUCCUUCCUCCGGUCGCUGAUCGUUUCCCGGUACAACCUCGUGCAGACGAACGCCGCCGCGUCGCUGGUCAACCUCUCCCUGGAGAAGCCGAACAAGGUGAAAAUCGUGCGGUCAGGUUUCGUCCCUCUCCUCAUCGAUGUCCUGAAAUCAGGUACACCGGAGGCGCAAGAGCACGCCGCCGGUGCAUUGUUCAGCUUGGCGUUGGAGGACGAGAACAAGAUGGUGAUCGGAGUUCUCGGCGCGGUGGAGCCUCUCCUCCACGCGCUCCGAUCUGCAGAGAGUGACCGUGCCCGCCAAGACUCGGCGCUCGCGCUCUACCACCUCUCGCUGAUCCCGAGCAACCGAACAAGGCUAGUCCGGUUAAGCGCCGUGGCGACGCUACUCUCCAUGGUCAGAUCCGGCGAGUCGGCGAGCCGGAUACUCCUCGUGCUCUGCAACCUCGCCGGUUGUCCUGAUGGGAAAGGCGCGAUGUUGGACGGGAACGCCGUCGCGAUCCUCACUGGAAAACUCCAGGAAGGAGGCGCGUGGGAGACGGAUCCAGUGGCGCGUGAGAACUGUAUAGCGGUUCUGCUGACGCUGAGCCAGGGGAAUCUGAGGUUCAGGGGGCUGGCGAAGGAGGCGGGUUUGGAGGAGGUGUUGAGUAAGAUGGAGUUGAGAGGGAGUGGAAAGCUGAAGGAGAGGGCGGCGAAGAUCCUGGAGACGAUGAAAGGCGGAGGAGAAGGAGACUUCGGCGGGGGAGCACAGGCGCGUGAGUGGAACCGCAUGCUCGAAGCGAGUGGACUCAGUCGAAGUCAGUUCCAGGCGCAAACCUCUCAGUUUUAAGUUCAACUCUGAUUUUUUUUUCUUUUUUGUGUUUUUACUCGUGCUUUUUUUCCCACUUUUUUUUUUUGUAAAAAAAAGUUGUAAUUACGCAUCGGGAGUGAAUUUGUAAUAUCUGAAAAUUUCAAUUAUUUGUAAACAACGAU